Molecule: messenger RNA, 429 nt
Organism: Strongyloides ratti
Lineage: Eukaryota; Metazoa; Nematoda; Chromadorea; Rhabditida; Strongyloididae
Exons: 1
Coding region: 1-429 (142 amino acids)
Source: RefSeq, a predicted model, not a curated record
AUGAUUCCACAACCUAUAAUUUUACCACAACAAAUGCCAAUGUUAAAUUUUCAACAAGGUGUUCCAAUGCAACUUGGUUUACCUAUUCAUAAUUCAAUUCCAUUACCAAUGUCAUUACAAUCAUCAAUUUUAUCAAAUAAUAUUGUUGCUAGAGGAAGACCUGAAAUUGGUGGAACAAUUGAAAGUAUUGCAGCAACUCAAAAUAUGGUAAAUACUCCUGAUUUUGCUAGAGUUAGUUUAUUAAACUUUUUAAAUGAUAAAGAUAACUUUCAUGCUCAAGGAUGUGGUUAUGAUGGAAUCAGAGAGUAUUGUCAUGAUGCAUUAAACUUAUGUAAAGGUGGAUGCCGUGACUUUGGAAAUUCUGCUGGUAUUCAUGAUUGUAGAUGUGUACCUCUAGGCUAUGCUAAUAUUAUAGCAAGCUUAGGAUAA